This is a messenger RNA of Protopolystoma xenopodis, 246 nucleotides long. The record is from the annotation of a GenBank genome assembly. Lineage: Eukaryota; Metazoa; Platyhelminthes; Monogenea; Polystomatidea; Polystomatidae.
AUGGUAAGACUGAUAGUUGUGCUUUUCAUAAUUAAAGAAGUGGAAUGCCUCAAAAUGCUUUAUGCCUCAAAAGUCCUUCUUUCAGAUGGCGCGCAGUUAGGGUCGCCUCCUCGCUAUUUACAACGGGAUCUGAAAUCGGAUCGGGCUCAUCAAUUACAGGUGUUACCACUUCGUGACUCAGCUGCCGCUGUUGCUGGGUCAAAGAACGGCACUUUCAAGGGUAAAUGCUAUGCAAGAAAUUGGUAA